This is a messenger RNA of Talaromyces atroroseus, 2022 nucleotides long. RefSeq lists its product as hypothetical. Gene Ontology annotation, molecular function: solute:inorganic anion antiporter activity; borate efflux transmembrane transporter activity. The transcript is spliced from 3 exons. Gene Ontology annotation, cellular component: plasma membrane; fungal-type vacuole. NCBI's taxonomy places the organism in Eukaryota, Fungi, Ascomycota, Eurotiomycetes, Eurotiales, Trichocomaceae. The record is from RefSeq and is a predicted model, not a curated record. Gene Ontology annotation, biological process: monoatomic anion transport; monoatomic ion homeostasis; transmembrane transport. The coding region runs from base 1 to 2022 and encodes 673 amino acids.
AUGUCUUUGAUAACAGCCUUUCGGCCUCGGUCCACCAGGACUUCUUCACUGCGACCCCGGUCAGAAAGAGCACGCCGGCGUCUUCAAACACGCUCGCUGGAAAACAGUGUGAACGUUCCUGAAGAAGAAGACCCAGACGCGCAUUCCAUUAUCACGCCAUCGAAGCACACUCCCAAAUCAUGGCGGACUUUCAAGGACUCCGUAGCUAAAGGGGGCCCCCUACAUCCGUUCCGCCUUUUGAGACAAGAUAUCGUGAACCUUCGCAGGCGCUAUAUUUCUGACUGGACGAACUUUAAUCAGCAAAUCUUUGCUAGCGCUGUCUAUGUAUUCUUCACCAAUCUUCUGCCUGGCAUCACAUUUGCGAGUGACCUCUUCGUUUUGACCGGGGCUAAUUGGGGAACAAUCGAAGUUGUCUUCAGUACUGGCCUCUGCGGUGUCAUAUUUUCUCUUGCUUCAAUACAACCAUUGACCAUACUUGGAGUGACUGGACCAUUCUCGGUGCUCGCAGAAAAUAUCUAUGCCUUAUGCAACGACUCUUUCAAUAUCCCCUUUCUGCCAUUCAUGGCUUGGUCACUCAUUCAUGCGGCUUGGAUGCAUUAUGUGCUAGCUGUUAUCAACGCGCAUGACUGGACGAUGCGAUAUGUCACCACAUUUUCGACUGAGAUAUUUUCCUUGUUGAACAGUGUGAUAUAUUUCCACAAGGCCAUUCAGGAAUUGCAAAGAGCUCACGAUACUCUCUCGUUCGCCGCAUUCCUUUAUGCUAUUAUUGGCGCUGUUGGAACCAUGCUCCUCGCGAUCUUUCUGUCGACAGCGGAAACUUGGCGCCCGCUAUUCCACAGAUAUAUUCGUCUGGGUCUUGCGGAGUACGCUGCUGCGAUCUCAAUCAUUAUUUUCAUUGGAAUUCCUCAUAUCGGCGAACUGGCGCACUUAGACAAAAUGACCCUCAAUGUAAGCCAUUCGUUUCGGCCAACCUCUCCAGAUCGUAAUACCUUCUUUGUCGAGUUUUGGAAUUUGCCAGCAGGCUGGGCACUGGCCGCUAUAUUGCCUGGUGCCAUAAUCACAGUACUGUUUUUCUUCGACCAUGAGGUGAGCUCAAUCAUCUGCACUAUUGACAGAUACGGAACCCGGAAGCCUGGUGGGUUCGCAUGGGACAUUGUUCUCUUAGGAACCACGACCGCGAUGUGCGGAAUUUUAGGUAUCCCCCCGGCAAAUGGACUGCUUCCACAGGCCCCUCUUCACUCUGAGUCGUUGAUGCAUGCAGAACAAGAGCAGCAUACUGUCAUUCUGAAUGGGGAAGAAACGGUUGAGUCUCGCGAAGUUCGACGUGUCUAUGAACAGCGUUGGUCUGCAUUCACAGCUUCCGGGGGCAUCAUGCUUUUCCUCAGCCCACCGUUCAUGAGAGUGUUGGGCUUGACCCCAACAAGCGUCUUGGCUGGUUUAUUCCUAUUCAUGGGAGAACAAAGCUUAUCAGUAAAUCCCAUAUUAUACCGAUUUUUCUAUAUCCUGACGCCGCCUUCGGAGCUUCCUCUUCUCCCCGCCUCUCUUCACAAUGAAAAGGCACCUUCUUCUCAAAGACCGUCUUAUCUUCCCAUCCAUUGUUAUACCAUUCUUCAGAUUGUGCUCACUGCCGCAGUAUUCAUCCUAACCCUUACAAAGGCUGCACCUGCUUUCCCUGUGCUCAUAAUUGCCCUUGUGCCAUUUCGCCUGCUUGUUAUGAAGAGGUGGUGGAACCGCGAAGUACUUCGAUUUGUUGAUGCAUGGGCAUGUCGCGAGGGUACUCCCGAGGAUGACGAGGAUCGAAAGCGUAUAUUUAUGGACACCGCGGAUGAGGCAAUCUUUACUGCUGAUGCUUAUCCACUGAAUAAUGGGCGAAACACGAAUGGCGAGACGUGUGUUACCUCUCAUGUGCAGGAUGAUAUGCGUAACACUUCGGAAACACAUGACUGGAUAGAGUUGAAUUUGCGUGAGGUUGAAAAUAUCAGGGACGAAGAAACCGGUGCCGAACCAUCACAAACAAAGUGA